Messenger RNA from Pseudovirgaria hyperparasitica, 1333 nucleotides. RefSeq names its product PEBP-like protein. Gene Ontology annotation, molecular function: phospholipid binding; peptidase inhibitor activity. NCBI's taxonomy places the organism in Eukaryota, Fungi, Ascomycota, Dothideomycetes, Acrospermales, Acrospermaceae. Gene Ontology annotation, biological process: regulation of proteolysis; regulation of Ras protein signal transduction. The coding region runs from base 417 to 998 and encodes 193 amino acids. The record is from RefSeq and is a predicted model, not a curated record. The transcript has 3 exons.
UUUCUUCUUCAUGCACAUUCUGUUUAUUGUCGCCAGUUGGUAGAAGGUACUGGUCACGUGAUAAUACGGAAGACGGCGUCUUGCAACGGGGGUCGUACGUUUCUGAGAAUAGCAGCCUUCAUGAUUCUCCACACUUUAUAUGUCAGCUUAUCAAUUAUGCGUGGUUUUGAAAUCGUUCGAAUGAUGAGCGCGCUCGGGCGAAAAGUCCGCGAGCCUCAAGAUCAAACAGUUUCAGUAUCUUGGCGCUAGUGAAUUCUUCCACCACUCAUCCAUGUCCACCUAGGACAACAGAAAGCAUCAAAAUGGCUAUCUUGUCUUGCUCUUCGCAAUCAUUGGUCUCGACAUUGCUUCAAAACUGCCAUUUUGCGCAUUCGCAGCCCCGUAUUCAUCGUUGACUUUAGAUCUUGGAGGGCGACAUGUCUUUGCAAAGCUACGGUCUGCAAUUAUUGUCGUCUUUGUCACAAGCAGGCCUCGUACCAGGAUCCUCACCACUGAUACCCGAUGAUUUUGUCCCUGUAGCAAAAUUAACAGUCACUUAUGGGACUAAAGACGUUUUUGCUGGCAAGUUCUUCCGUGCAAGUGAAUGCAAGAUUGAGCCUACGAUCACGAUCCAAACAGAUACAGAGUUAGAAUCCGCAAGUUACACACUGCUGCUUAUAGAUCCAGAUGCGCCAACACCGGAUGACCCGAAAUUCGCAUACUGGAGACAUUGGAUAUUGACGGGCUUGUCGCCGUCCAAGGGUGGAGCGACGACUGAGUCAAAGUCUGCUGUGACACCAUAUCUCGCUCCGGGGCCCAAGGACGAUUCGAGGCCACAUCGAUAUCUCUUCCUACUUUUUCGUGAACCCAGAGGAUAUGAUCUAACCACGAACGAUGUUGGUGGUGAAGAAUUCGUACAGCGGCGAUCCUUCAGAGUCGCAGACUUCGUGAAGAGUAAAGGUCUGGAGCUCGUUUCAUUGGACUGGAUGCUAUGUGCAGGAGAUGGCUGGGUUGAGUGAAAGGUCAAGCAUGCUAAUUAUUUUGUUUGAUAUGUCUCCAAGAAGCCUUCGCUACGAAGCAGCACGAAGUAGUCGAUACGAAAGUAUCACAGCGUCGUACAUUGAGAUUAAUAGCAUACAAUAUUAAAGUGCUGCAGCCGGCUGGUGGACAGUUAGGUGGUUCCUGGCGUCCUCUCCAGUCGUCCACUCCGACCGAACUUCCAUCACUCCUAACUCGAUGAUCGCUCCUGCUCGAUGAAGUUGUCCAGGGAGAUUCUACUUUAAAAGUACGAGAGAGCCAGGGAUAGAAUGUGUCAACACUGCACGUUUAUGUACCGGAAGCCCCAAUGAUCGCA